This is a messenger RNA of Leptopilina boulardi, 6574 nucleotides long. RefSeq names its product tetraspanin-1-like (gene Tsp66E). The coding region runs from base 289 to 1080 and encodes 263 amino acids. The transcript has 9 exons. Lineage: Eukaryota; Metazoa; Arthropoda; Insecta; Hymenoptera; Figitidae. Gene Ontology annotation, cellular component: membrane. The record is from RefSeq and is a predicted model, not a curated record.
CGCAGAAGCGUGAAACACGGCGCCGGGUACGGUUGUGUUUUUGUGAUUUCUUGUAAAUUGAAAGUUUGAAAAAAAAAAUAUUAAUCAAAUGCACGUUUACUAGUGACGCGGUAAACUUUUUCCCCUUUUGUCCUUUUUUCUAUUUAAAGGAACAUUACAAGUGUUUUGCAUAUGACAGUGUAAUUUACAAGUGUUUGUGACAAGUUUUUUUCAUUGCAGAAAUUUUACGCGGUCGCCGGAAGGAUUUGUUUUUAUUUUUUGGGAAGUGAUUAGAAAAUCGAAGCCAAAAUGGGCUGUACGUCGCGGUGUGCCAAGUACUUUCUAUGUUUCUUCAAUUUCAUUUUUUUCAUCGCCGGAGGUGCAGCCUUAGCCGUUGGUAUCUGGCUGAUUGCUGAUAAAAAUUCCUUUAUCAACCUAAUCAGGCAAAUUGAUGAUACUGAUGUUUUGAAUAAUACAGAUGCUCAUAUUCUUGAGAUGAUCUCCUACAUUUUAAUAAUUGCCGGAGCACUGACUUUCUUUGUCAGUUUUCUUGGAUAUUGUGGAGCAAUGUUUGAAUCUCGAUGUCUUCUGUGUGUCUAUGGUAUUCUGAUUCUCAUUGUUCUUAUUCUGGAAUGUGUUGUUGUUGGACUUGCCUUUGAACUUAAAGGAGAUGCAGAGAAAGAGACGCAAAAUUUGUUAAAAUCAACUAUUAAGUAUUAUUCAGGACAAAAUGAUGCCGUGACGCUUGCUUGGGAUCAAAUCAUGACUCAGUUCCAAUGCUGCGGUGUCGAAAACUAUAAUGAUUUUAAAUAUGCUACGAAUUGGACCCAACGUAAAACAGUACCGGAAGCCUGCUGUAAAAAAGGAGGACUGGAUUCAAAUUGCAUUUUUAAUCCAACAGACGAUAACUCUAACUAUCAAACGGGAUGUUUCAAAAAAUUGGUGGAAGCUAUUGAGAAUAAUGCAGAGAUAAUAAUUGGCGUGUGCGCUGGUUUGGUCUUCAUCGAAGUGUUGGUCAUCAUUUUGGCUCUGUACCUCGCCUGCUGUCAUUGGCGACCACAACAUGUUAAUCGAUGUGUUGAGCAACCUAACAAGGAGUAAACGAUAAAAACACGUCCAUCGCGGGUCACACGAUUGAUCUAACAGCGAAACUAACUUUUCUCUCAUUCAAGAAUCUCGUCUCUCAUCGAGGACGGUGUUUUUUUUUUUUUUUUUUUUUAUUUUUUUUUAAUUUUUUUUUUUAUUUAUGCAUUAAUGCAUAUGUAUAUCAUUUCCCAAAAUUCGAUGAUUUUCAUAUUUUUAUUCAAUCACUAACCAAAUUUCACUUAUUUACUGACCCCCCCCCAUCAUUUUCCCCCACAUUAGAACUAAAUUGUUCUCGAGAAUUGUAUAUACAUAUGCCUCUUUUCUGCGCACGUUUAAUUCGCAUUGAAAAAAAACUGCUGAGAUCCUCAACAGAGAUGCAGUUUUCUGGAAAAUAUUUAUUUUUUAUUUUGAUGAAUUAUUAUAAAUGUGUGCGUAAUUGACGUGUGCGAAUUGAGAUUUGAAAUUAUUUCGAAUCAAUUUUUUUUUCUUUGUUUAGAAUCAAAGAAUUAAUUUAUGAAUUGAAUUAGAAAUGGUGACUGUUUUGAAUUUUUCAUUUCAUUGCAAUUUGUAUAUUUUCUACUAAUUUGCAAUGUUAUUUUAAAUUUGAAUUUUUAUCCAUUUUCUUAUAAUUCUUCAAUAAUUCGUUAAGUGAAAAAAAAUUAAUUCGAAACAAAAUGAUUUCAGUGAAUAUAAUAAUUUCCUGAGUAGUUGCAAUUCAAAGAUUCGAAUUCAAGUAGAAUCGUUAAAAAAAACAGUAUACUUCGAAUUGUAUUGAAUUCUAAGUUUUUCCCACAUCUUUAAUUUAUUAUUGAAGAAUGUUGUUAAAAUUAUCUUUCAUGUCCCAGAGAAUAUAUUUUUCGAAUUUUUUUUUACGGAAAAUUCUUUAAAUAAUGUCGAUCCUCAAAUUUUUGUUAAAUAUUUAUUCAAAAAUUUUAUUUAACUUUUCAUUCACAGAUAUUAUUGGAAUUUUGUGUUGAGUUUAUUUUAAAAUAUUGAAAAUUGAUUUUUUUUUCUUAUGGAAAAGUUGAAAGUAUAUGGAAGUUACUUUCACAAAAAAAAGUAUUUUUGUUGGGUUUGGUUUUCUUUUUUUUAAAUUUUUAUUUAAUUGUAUUAUAGAAAUGUAGAGUACAAUGAGAUGUACCUGAGAUUAAAAAUUCUGCAUCUCUGGGAUCAAAGAUAGUAUUUAGAGAAUAUAAAAGUUGCACUAAGAAAUUUUAGGGAGUUUCAUCGUUUAAAGCAUUAAAAUCACUUCGUCGACAUAUUAAUAUUAAAAAUGAAUAAAUAAAAAUACACUGUAUAAACAGUUUUCGCAUGAGCGCUCUCAAUGCGAAUUUUUUGGAGUCAGUAGGCUUUUUCGUCCGAGGAGAUAUUUCUUGUACGUUUGUUCGCGAAGUUGGAGCAAAACUAUCUAUGUGUCGUUCUUGUAUAAAACGCAGGCAAAAAUUUUUUCCAUGUGCUUGCAAUAUUGUUAGGCUGAAAGAAUGUUUAGCUCUGCGAACAUUUUUGGACGUCUGUAAAUUAUAAAAUUUAAAGAAAAAGAAAAAUUUUUUUCAAUUCGAAAUUAUUAUUGGAAAAUAUUAAAAAUUUCAAACUUAAUUGAAAAUAAAUAUAUUCAAACUAAUAAAUAAAUAAAAAAUAAUGCAAAAAUUUAAAAAAAAAUGAAAAUUUAAAAUUUAUGACAUAAUAAAAACAAUAGUUCUGAGAUUAAUUUACAGACGCUCCAAAUUUGUCUGACUUUCUGAUUCGAGUAAAAACUUGAAUUCAAGCCAUCCUCUGUCCCCUAUUAAUGAGGACAAGCGAAUAAUUGGUAAUCGUAAAAAUACAUUUAACAAAAAAAAUAAUAAUAAUAAUAAACUCUGACACAAGGAAAGGUUAAAGCCAUUGAUAAAAAGAUCGUUGUUUUUAGCUUGUGUAGAUGUAUCGUCAAGACAUGCCUGGUGAAGAUGAAGCGAGUUAUUUUGCGUCUCAAGUAAGGAUGCAGGUUUUUUUUUCAUUUUUUUGACAAAUUUAACAACACCGUAAUUUUAUGUGUCAUUAGAUUAUAACAGACUUAUACUGUCCUUACAAAAACAAAAGAACAAAAAAAAAGAACAAACAAACAAACCUUCUGUAUAAUUAGCUGUAGAGCCUUAACUAAACAGGCAUGAAGGCUUUUCGCGCUUUUCCUUUUCUUUCUCUCUUUCCCUGCAUGUCAUUGCCACUAAUUAUUAUUAUUUAUCAAAACCCAAACAACAUGCAAAAUACCAAAGAGAAAAGAUGUAUUUUUUUUUUGUUUUGGCCUCUCAGAGGUUGAAAAAAAAUGAGUUAUUUUAACACUCAUUAAUUAGAAGACAUGUUGUCUGGGAUAUUUUUGAAAAGCUUCCUCAGUGUUAUUUUUACCAUAUUAUAACAAUUUUCAUGAGCCUUAAAAGUUAGCACAAAUUUUCACAGUUUUCUUCGCUAAGAUACAAAUAUUAGGGGAAAAGUCAAGAAUUUGAAAGUCUUUCCUUUAAAAAUAUUGAUAUAUAUGUAUAUUGUACUUUUUUAUUUUUGAAAGAUUUUCCAAAGUUUUUGCUGCAGAAAAUGAAAAUAUAGCUACUAAAUGUAAAAUGAUAUAAAAGAAUGAAGAGAAUGAUAAAGAAAAUAAUUUUUCAAACAUUAUUAAAUGGGAAUUAUUUAAAGAAAUUUGGUAAAAAUAAUAUUUAUAAAGAAUAAAAGAAAAAUUAUAAAGAAUAUUAGAAAAAUAUUUCAAAGACAGAUCAUUAAUUGAGAAAUUGUAAAAUUUAAAAGAGAUUUUCUUUAUUUCGAAAAUUCAGGGUAAAACUAGAAAUAAAAAUUUAAAAAAAAAAAUGUUAAAAAAAACUGAAUGAAUAAGAAGAGAGAUUUUAUUUAAGAAGUGAUUUCCGUCCUAAGAAGAUUUUCUUAUAAAAGCAAUAAUAUAUUAUUUAUUUGCUUUAUUCAAGUAAAUUUCUUACAUUGAAAGUAAAAAAUUCACUUGGAAUUUUUAAUAACGUAUAUAUAAUAUUUAUAUUUUUGUUAUCAAAUUAAGUAUCAAUUAUAUAAUUACUUAUUUAUUACCAAUUAGAAUUAUUUUGAUUAAAUUAUAGUUAUCUGAAAAAUUUAAUCAAAAAAAUGUUUUAUAAUUAAUGACAAAAAAUUUAAUUUAAAAUAUCAUUUUUACUAUAUAUAAAAGUACAUAAUUGUUAAUGCGUGUACAUAAUAAAAAUCGAUGUUUGUGGAUAAUUUGUGCUAAUUAGCUCGACAUAUUGUUAUUUUUAUACAUAUUUUAAGAACGUACGUAUUCGCAUGUGUGCUUUUUUUCAUCUAGAACAUUAAUUUUCGAUUUUUAUUAUAACAUGUGAUUGAAUAAAAAAAAACAUUCGUUAAAUUUUUUUUAACAACAAACAUUUUUUUCUUAUCUUCAAGAGCACAUUUACGCAUGCGUACGUAAAAACAUAGCGUUUUAUUAUUACCGUUUGUUCCACAACAAAACCAAUCAUACGACAUUAUCAGGAUUCAGAAGUAAAAAAGUGAAAAUUAAAAAAUUUUUUGUUCUUCAAGAAAAAAGAAUUUUUUAUGAAUUUUUUUGAAAAAAAAAACUUGGAAACGUAAUUUCAUUUUGUUUCUCAGUAUUUAAAAAGAAAACAUUUUUUUUUUAAUGAUGAAAAUUAAAAUUUUUUUAUUUAGUUCGGAAUAAUAGCAAUGAAUACAGUGAAACUUGUGAAAAAUUAUAUUUUUUUAAAAAUAUUUCGUUUCUAUUUCAUUUUUUAUUUGAGACUAAAAAAUUUAUUGAUGAAUCCUGUAUUUUAUAACUCGUUCAAUGUCGCACAUUUAGACGUUUUCGUUUCCAGUGAUAACAUUUUGGUGCUGCUGCUGACGAGACGUUUUAGAGCAUGGAACAAUUGAGUAGUUCCUUCAUAGCAUUGCACCUUGAGUCCUUAGAGAUCCUGUGCCUUGCUCGCUUGAAAAAUAAAAAAAAAACAAAAAAACAAAACUAGAAAGCUAGUCCCUCAUUGGCUGGCAGAAUCCGUCGACAUUUUUUUGCUCCUGGUGGGCAAAAAAAAGAGAAAAAUUUAAAGAAAAAAGAGAAAAGUACCGAGGAACGAGAGAUGGAAAAUAACAGAACAUGGAGACUUAAGUUUCCAAAAGUAGUACCUUAUAUAUUUUCAUGCUUCCAAGCACGAAGACUUUGAAAAAAAAGAGAAGAAACGAUUUUUAUUUCUUUUUGUAUUUUAAAAUAUAUUUCAAAGAAAAAAAAAUAUCGAAAAAAAAUUUUUGUUUUAUUUUUAAUAUUCAAUAUUCGAUUUAUAUUCUUUGUAAUUAAAUUUUUGUCUUUUGUUAUUUAAAAAAAAAGAAACGUUACCUCUAUUAUAUAUUUGUUUUUUUUUGUAACUCGAGAAAAAUGUUUCUCGAAUUUCGAUUUUAAUACUCUAAGUCGAUAUAUAGUUUAUCUAACAUUUUGGAGUUUUACUCGUAAAAAUUUUCGUUUACAUGCGAUGCACUAUAAAUAAUGUAUUUAUUGAAAAAAAAUAUUUCUUUGUUUUUGUUAUAUUUUUUUUCGAUGUGUUAAACCGUUGUGUGUGUACAAAAGAAAAAGCAAAUAUUAUUGUCAACGUUCGAUUUUCAAUUUUAGCUUCGAGGAACGAGUAAAAUUUCCUCGUCAAAUAAUAAAAAUUAUGAAAAGCGAUUCAAUAUUGAUAAAAAAAAACGUUCGUACAAAUCAAUGUUUCUCUUUGAUUUGUAAUUUGAAAAUUGAAACAAUGGUUUUAAAAAAUGUAUGCGAUCUACGAAUAAAAAACAAACAAACAAGAAAGAAAAGUGGACUUUAAAAUUUCCUUUUUUCUUUAAAAAAAAAAAAAAAAAAAAAAAAAAAAAAAAAAAUCGCUCAAUCAUUUUUCUAUUUUUUCAUAAAAGAAAUAUUUCUUUGAAUGAAAUCAAAGAAAUUUUUCUUUUGCUUAUCAAAUAAUGAAAAAGGAGAUUUUUUUUUGCCACAAAAGUUGAAAAGUAUUAAAAUUAGAAAAAGGUAAAGAAUGAAGUUUGAACGAUGCUUUGAUCGAUGGUGAUGUAACGAGUGUGAUUUCUUUUUUUUCUACUUCUUUAAUUCUCAAUGAAAGAAUCUGUAAGAACUGGUCCGUAAAAACAUAAAUAAAAAAAAUACACAUAUACAAAAAAACACUCACAUAAACAUUAUAAUAAACCAAAUACACAUAAUAUGCAACAAAUAAAACACUCACACAAAACACACACUUUUAUACAGAGACUGAUACCUGACCUAAAAAUGUAUAUAUUUGACACACGAUAAAUUUACGAUUAAAUAAUUAUUAUUGCGAUUCAUGAUAAUUAUACUAUUCUAUAAUUACGAUAUAUUUUACUGUAUUAUUAAUAUUAAUAAUAUGUAUAAUUAUAGUCUAUACGGACCUAGUGUCGCCGAUCUGUUUAGAUUUAUUAAAUGUUUUUCUGUUUCUUUUGUAAAAAAAAACUGUACACACUAAAUUUAAAAAAAUAAAAAGAAGUUUUAUAUUACUAGAAA